Molecule: messenger RNA, 1937 nt
Organism: Notodromas monacha
Lineage: Eukaryota; Metazoa; Arthropoda; Ostracoda; Podocopida; Cyprididae
Source: the annotation of a GenBank genome assembly
AGUCAUUUCAAACAAUCUUCGUGAACAUUUAAUCGUGCGAAGUGAAGCUCGUGGCGAAAAUGCGGUGAAUAAGUGUGUGUGUGUGUGUUCGUGUUGUGGUUUGGAAGAGAAAGAAGGACUAUUUACAGUGCAGAAAUUGUGCCAUGACGGGAAAAGUAGCCGAUCAGGACCAACAGUCCCGUCAUCGUCGAGGAUGGCGAUAUCACAAUCGGGAAGCUCUCGACAAGCUGUUAGGCAAUGUGAAUGGAGACACUAUGGACUCGAUGAAUCGUCCUGCCAAUGGCAGCUCUCAUCAGCACCAUCAUCACCCCCACGAUGGUGGAAUGGGGCCUCAGUCGAUGCUGCAUCAUGACGGUGGCUACAGUGGACCCACUGAAUGGAGAUACCAAGAGAUUGUUCUGGAAAGGGGGAAUUCCGGACUGGGUUUCAGCAUAGCGGGUGGGAAGGACAACCCACACGUGGAAGGCGACAACUCUAUUUACAUCACGAAGAUCAUUCCUGGCGGUGCUGCUUCCAACGACGGACGCCUUCUGGUGAAUGACAUCAUUGUCAAGGUGAAUGAUUGUAAUGUCGUUGAGGUGCUGCACGUGGAGGCUGUCGAUGCCUUGAAGCGAGCUGGAAACAUCGUAAAAUUGUUGGUGAAGCGCAGGGUGCCGAGAGGAGCGAAUCUGCACUUGCUGGAAGUGGACCUGAGGAAAGGAACCCGAGGUUUGGGCUUCAGCAUUGCCGGUGGCAUAGGGAACCAGCACAUCCCUGGCGACAACGGCAUUUAUGUGACGAAAAUCAUGGAAGGCGGGGCGGCGCACGUGGACGGACGAGUCGUCGUCGGCGACAAGCUUGUGGCGGUGAAAAAUACUCCCGUUAGUGUUGUAUUCGCGGAAGGCUUAUUUUCUCUUAUUUUCCGCUCUGCAAUUGCCUCGAUGCUGCAUCAUGACGGUGGCUACAGUGGACCCACUGAAUGGAGAUACCAAGAGAUUGUUCUGGAAAGGGGGAAUUCCGGACUGGGUUUCAGCAUAGCGGGUGGGAAGGACAACCCACACGUGGAAGGCGACAACUCUAUUUACAUCACGAAGAUCAUUCCUGGCGGUGCUGCUUCCAACGACGGACGCCUUCUGGUGAAUGACAUCAUUGUCAAGGUGAAUGAUUGUAAUGUCGUUGAGGUGCUGCACGUGGAGGCUGUCGAUGCCUUGAAGCGAGCUGGAAACAUCGUAAAAUUGUUGGUGAAGCGCAGGGUGCCGAGAGGAGCGAAUCUGCACUUGCUGGAAGUGGACCUGAGGAAAGGAACCCGGGGUUUGGGCUUCAGCAUUGCCGGUGGCAUAGGGAACCAGCACAUCCCUGGCGACAACGGCAUUUAUGUGACGAAAAUCAUGGAAGGCGGGGCGGCGCACGUGGACGGACGAGUCGUCGUCGGCGACAAGCUUGUGGCGGUGAAAAAUACUCCCGUUAGUGUUGUAUUCGCGGAAGGCUUAUUUUCUCUUAUUUUCCGCUCUGCAAUUGCCAGACGUGUUUCUUCUAUGUUUUCAUCUGUCUUACCUGAUAUUAUGAUUGCCGAACUGGGAGACGUGAAUCUCGAGAAUGUCUCGCACGAGUCCGCCGUGGCGGCGUUGAAGAGCAUUGUUGACCACGUGACGUUGGUGGUGGCGAAGCAGAGUCCGCCUGAUCUGCUGGAGUCGUUCAUGGGCGCCGGUGGACUGCACCACGUCGACGGGCUGCGAGGGACGACCCCCCAGAAGCCAUCUCCGUCGCCGCCAUGUGCUGCCAGUUCGCCGCCUCCUCCUCCAUUGGACACCAGUUCUAUGCACAAUGAUUCUAUGACGAUGGUGACGCCAGCGAGUCACCUAGCUAUGCAGAGCUCUCCGUCACCACGUGUGUCACACGAGGACGAUCUCAGCAGCCCUGCUGAUGCGUAUGGGGGAAUGGAGAUGGACGUCGAGUGA